AUGCCUUUGCCUACAUGGCGAAAGACUGGGAGAAAAGCCAAUGCAAGGCACUUUGAGGGACUGGAAGUUGGAGCUUACAUUGAAUUCGUCGGCUACAACGAUCAAAACCGGCAACAGGGGAGGAUCCUGGGUUGCCUGGCUGAGACAGAGCCAUGUCACAGCCGAGAACGUGGAAUGGCGGCUCAGGUCCAUGUUCUUGCCAUUGAGGACGAGUACUUUGAGUACUGGCACAACCAGACGUUUGGAGAAUAUGAUGUGAGACUACUGACACCAGUCCACUUCUGUGAGGUCCCAAUUGCAAGCUGCCAAGGGCAGACCCGCUAUCGCAAUCCCCUACACGUUGACGUCUUCCGGGUGCUGUCUCUUGAGGACACUGCCACCCUUGGAUGGCUCACUGAUGUCCAUCGGGGGGCCGGUGUUGAGCCAGGAGCACCCGGGAUUGCAGGGCUUGCAGCGGCCCUAGGUGAUCGAGAUCGAGGAGACCUAGAGAACCAAGCUCGCCUAGGAUGGAGGCGGCUGAUGAGCGCGGCCAGGGGCCAGGACGUCGUGAGCGAGGAGACGAACGUGACCGCCCAAAGAGACGAACUCAGCAUGGAGCGACUGAGACGUGUUCAUCAGAAGCACCCAGGUCGCAUAGCGUCCCGAAGUCUUCAGAGAUUGCAAGAGCUUCUGAUGAACGCUCAGGGAAGGGGAACGGCAUUCCAGGAGGAGGAGACAGCGAUGCUCCCUGCGGUGGCAGUGGGUUACCUGACGCAGGUAUUUUUCCAGCAGCAUCCACCGAGCGUGGUGGGGCUCCGGUCAAGCAAGGAGCUGCGCACUUUAGCGCAUUGCAUAGAUCUGAUUUGCCGGAACGAUCCACUGAGAAGCCUCGAUGUGAUGAUUCAGAGACUAAAGGCCAUCGAGCUCUCCCACAUCCAGGGCAACUGGCAUCAGGCCUCGCAGUUGGAGCUCGUGAUGUCGGAGGAUCAAUUGGCGACAUUCCGACAGGAGGUCAAAGCAGCUCAGCAAGAGGUGAAAGCGGACUUGGCCCUGCAACAGGGAGCAGGCCAGAGGAGAUGGUCGAGACCCUGGAGAUACGAGGCGCCCGGGACAGGGGACGCUCCAAAGACCGGGGACGGAACCGAGGAAAGGCAAAGGAAAAGGCAAGAAGGGGGGCAAGAAAGGAGGGUAUCGAUGGUGAGUGACCUACCUCCGUUGCGGCUAGAAGUGCUUGAACGAGCAGUUCAUUCAGAGGGCAUUGAGUCAGGUGAUCGUGAGGAGCUCCUGGCAGCCUUCCAACUCCCCAAGAUGCAGGAACUGUUCAAAGUUGUGAUCGAGAGCUAUGUUGGCGAAGAUGUCAGAAAGGAGGCAGAGACUGAAUUUGCCAGUGUGUUGAUUGAUGGACUGGGACGUACAGAGGCUGAGAAGUUCCAAGCCGUUCAACAGCACUUCAAGCCUCUCUGGCUGGAUGAGGUGCCCGCCAUGAUUCCUGGUUGUGAGCCCGCAGAGGCGCCAGAACCGCCCCAUCACCACGGUGACGUUGAUCCUCAGGGGGCUGGUGUCAUACUAGACAAGUAUAAGAACUGCGAGUUUCAUGAGUGGAGUGGACUGGCGCUGAUGGAGGCGUCUACGUGGGAAAAGGAGAAUUACCAGGACUCGCUGGACCCCCAGCUGGUGGGACAGGCCCUAGACGGGAGGCACUUUGUGAAGGGCAAGGUGGCUGUCUCCUUUUGCGGCGUGGUGCUCAAGAUGGUAUUGAGGGCCCGCCCUGGGCAUUUGGGAACGUUCGCACGUUCGCUGCCCUGCUGCACUCGGAAGCAUUUCAGACAGUCGCCCAUUGACCUUCUGCCGAUCAGGCUUCCCCAAGAUACCUUGGAAGAAAAGGCCCUCAUGAAGAAGCUCAACGGUAUGUUCACCCGGAAUGAGCCACCUCCAGCUGACCUUCAGCCCCUUUUAGAGGAGGCACAAGUCUGUGGAGAGUCGGCAUGGCUUUGGAUACAGAUCCUUUUGCUCGACUAUUUGUACUGUGGCGGCGCGCGACCUCUGGGGCGAGUGAUGCCGCACCCGGCUGAACCCACAACAGAACAAAAAGGUGCCAUCGAUCGGUUGAGGAAGUUGGUGAAGUUGUGGCUUGAAGAUACGACCGAGGAGCUUGAGGUGAAGAGCUGGGAAAAACAGUCACAAGACCUUGGUGACAUGUACACGGGACAGGAGAUUCGCAAAGCCUACAAGUUGACCUGGGCCAGCAUAGCACCACACGUCCCAGGGCCCGGAGAGCCAGCCCUGAGACCCUAUGUGAUUGACCCUGAGCUGGUGCGAAUUCCGGAUGAUGAGCUCCGUGAGCCCCCACCAGCAGCACCAGUGCUGGUUGAGAACAACUUUGAAUAUGAUCGGAUCAUCAGUCAUCUGGUUGAGUCAGGGAUGAUGGAGCGCGAGGUUGAGGCCGAAACUCUCACGGUGUCUCUUCGGGGUCCAUAA
Cladocopium goreaui is the source of this 2457-nucleotide messenger RNA. The record is from the annotation of a GenBank genome assembly. Lineage: Eukaryota; Dinophyceae; Suessiales; Symbiodiniaceae.